CUAUGCUGAAUUAGGAAUAUAUUUCUCCAGUAUCUCAAUCUGACCCCUAAACCCUUACUCUCUCCCCAAAACCCCUUCACCUCACAGGCUCACACCAUAGUUGUUGAUAGUUGAUAGUAAUCCCUUGCAAAACAGCAAAGAUGAGCAGCAGCACACCAAAGUUCGACAAUCUCCUCCUUCAAUCUUUGAUGGGUCGUCUUCAACUCCGCCAACAACCUCCUUCUCUCCUCUCUCAGUCCUUCGAUGAUCUCCUCCUCGACGCCGCCGGCCGUCUCUCCGAUUAUUCUCUCUCCUCUGACGAAGGAGACUUUAUCGACAAUGGUGGCGAUAACAAAACCCAACUUUCCAAAGAAGAAUCGAAGCUUGAAAAGGAGCUCAUUAAGAUCAUUCUCACUGGAAAUACCCAAUCUUUGAAACCCAAUUCAGGGCAAGCGGUUGCCAUUGGAGAACACCAUGUUUGUGUUGGCUUUCAUGAAGAAACCGGGUCCGAUUAUCGGGUUUGGGAGUGGCAUGGUCAUAUUAUGUUGUUUGAUGAGGAGGAUGGUUAUACUCCUGAGUAUAUUUAUGGGAAUUACUUUGAGAGGUUGAUGGGGAAAGCAGGGAGGAGAGAGAAAGAAGACAAGGAGGAUGAAGAAAAAGAAGAGGAGGAAAAUGAACACAAGGUGGAGAAUUUGGGAUUGAGGGAACUGAUUGAAGGUGCUGAUUCUGCCGGGAGUCGGAUUCUUCAUCAGAGCCGGAAUGCCGGUUCACCCAGGUUUUCUUAGAAGGUACAAGUGAAAACUGAGGUCUUGGAGUCUUGGGACAUCAUCCAACCUAUAUGAAAGGAAGCCGUGGAUUUACUACUCUUUUAAGUUUUAGCUUUGAUAUCCCAUUGAUUUUGUCACUACUCUGAAGUUUUAACUUUGGAGGAUUGUUCUUAGUCGGAGGUAAGGUCUGCAUUGUUUGUCGGACCAAAUUGCAGUGGACUAAUGUAAUUAUUUUUCAUUUUCAAGUUAUAUGCCUCCAUUUUCCUGCGACUGAAAAGGAAGAAAAUAGCUGAGGGUAUAUGCCUCAAUUUUUGUUCUGAGUAAAAAUAAACAGCUAUAUGUAGCCAUUUGCGGAUCUA
Messenger RNA from Beta vulgaris subsp. vulgaris (sugar beet), 1105 nucleotides. RefSeq lists its product as hypothetical. The transcript is spliced from 2 exons. NCBI's taxonomy places the organism in Eukaryota, Viridiplantae, Streptophyta, Magnoliopsida, Caryophyllales, Amaranthaceae. The record is from RefSeq and is a predicted model, not a curated record. Bases 141 to 764 code for a protein of 207 amino acids.